This is a messenger RNA of Tremella mesenterica DSM 1558, 516 nucleotides long. RefSeq lists its product as uncharacterized. NCBI's taxonomy places the organism in Eukaryota, Fungi, Basidiomycota, Tremellomycetes, Tremellales, Tremellaceae. Bases 1 to 516 code for a protein of 171 amino acids. The record is from RefSeq and is a predicted model, not a curated record. The transcript is spliced from 2 exons.
AUGUCUCAUCGUACUAGGAAAAGGGCAGAGCUGAGGAGGAGAGCAAAAGACAAAGAAUCAGAAAACAGGGAGGCAGAAAACAAGAAUGACUUGAUGUUUUCGAUCAGAGAGCAUGUCUCUGUCGAUCCAGUUGGGGAUUAUUAUCGUCAAUAUGGAAGUUUGAUAGAACUGACAAGGGAGCCUGGAACAGGAGGGGCUAUUGAUCCUAUAUUUGUGCAGCUCUCUCGGGAAGAACCUGGGGAUCCAUGGAGCCUGAUUAUAUCCAUGAGUCAUCUUGAUUAUGAGGGAAGUACAAUGGAUGAGCCCGAAGAUAUUGAAGCGUUCUUUACAGUAUGGACAGAUAUUGACAAGCGUAAACCCAAGCAUUCGAAUCCCGACUGGGUCAUUCGAUAUGAACUUCGUUUGAUGGGAAAGGAUAAUGUCACGCGGCGCCGCGUGACAGUCGCCCCCUCCUUGAGCGCGAACGUCCUCGUGAGCGAACAUCAACGCCGAAAAGAACAAAACAACUCAGCAUGA